Molecule: messenger RNA, 306 nt
Organism: Phytophthora sojae
Lineage: Eukaryota; Oomycota; Peronosporomycetes; Peronosporales; Peronosporaceae
Exons: 1
Coding region: 1-306 (101 amino acids)
Source: RefSeq, a predicted model, not a curated record
AUGGUCAUUGCUGACCGAGUUUGUCGUGCGAUACACACCGUUGCUCAGCGUCGCAGGUUCGCGCCUGCUCCUGCCACGACUGGUCUGUCGCUGCGCUGCUGCUCCCUCGCGUCUUGCAAAGGCAUCGAUGUUGGAUGUGUACUGCUGCUCGGCGCCGCGGCGAGCCUCACGCGAUCGGGUGGCUCAGAGCCAGCCAGCGGCGCCGAGCGCGUUCUUGGCGAGUCACGUCGUGAUCACGGCGAGAGCAAGCGCGCAGGCAAGAUGACUCCACCGGGAAAAAUCCGCGAGCCAGCACGGCGGCUUUGA